AUGGCACCUCACAACGACAAUGAAGACGACGAUCAACCCGUUUCAUUCCAAGAACUAAAGAAACGGUGGGCUCAACACGAAGCCAACUCUUCCUCUCCUCAGCAACAGCAGCACCACCAACAGCAACAGCAACCACAGCAACCACAACAGCAGCAGGAACCAUCACCCCCGCCUGUCAUACCCGAUACUUCUUCACCAACACCAACACCAACACCACCACCACCCCAAUCGAAUGCUGUUAAUUCAAAGCCUAUACCUCCACGAUCCCCUAUUCAACGAGUUGCCAAUGUCUCGGGAACAAUGCAUAAAGCGUCAUCGGCACCACCCAUUCCACCCAAACCAGCAGCUGCAACCAUUCGAAUGCCAACACCCAUGAAAGCACCUACUGAUCCCUCGGUGGUUGUCGACAUGAGCAUUAAUAAGCAGCAGCAACAGCAGCAACAAAAAGAACCCAAGUCUUCAGUAUCAGUAUUAGCAAAGCAACUUGAAGGACAGCAUAUCACCAAGUCGCCAUCAUUAUCAUCAUCGUCAUCAGCAGCAGUGGCAGAUAUUUCCGAAUCACCAUCACCUCUUCAACAAGAUCCUUUUUGUGAUGAAGAAGAAGCUUCAGAUGAUGAUGACUCGAGUAGUUGUACCAGCACAGCGACAAGUAAUAGUGAAGAUAGCGAAGUGGAUGAUGAACUUGUACGCAAAGUCCAGAUGCGAUAUAGUGGUGUAUCACCAGCCAUAAGAACACCACCACCACCUCCAAAGGAUGCUAUUACGACGACUACAGCCAAGAAAAGUGGGAGCAGUAAUACUCCACCUCCACCUCCACCACCCAGCAAAAAGUAUCAUAGCGUUGCUCGUUCCAUUGAUAUACCAAAGACAACAUCUCCAGUGGAUGCAUCUCCUCCAUCAUUACCACCUCGACCAUGCGCUUUAGGAAAGAGUUACAGUGAAAUGGAUCAACAACAUAGCAACACAAUGCCAGUAUUACCACCACGACCUUCUCCUUCAGUCAUUGCACGUUCACAUACAACAAGCAAUCAUCGAUCCACUACGACGAGUACUGCUUCGACACCUCAAAGAUCAGCGAGUGCACGUAAAGCAUUCAAGAAUUUCUCCCAUGCCACAGGUGUUUAUCCUGAUUUGAGUGAAGCAUCACGCAAGAAGCCUUUUAUCAAUGGACGUGAUCGACGUAUUCCAACGGGUCAUCGGGGAACCAUACGUGCUAUUGCUAUACAAGGUGCAUGUUUGGCUACAGGGGCUCAUGAAACACGUAUCUGGAAUACGGACACCAGCCAAUGUUUAUAUUCAAUCGAUGCCAAUCCUGGUGAAACCAAUGACAAGGUGAGCGCGUUGGCAUUUGCACCACCACGCCAUCCACGUGAUGAAGGUACGCGAUUAUGGAUUGGACAUCGAGAUGGUGAAUUACUCGUCGUGGAUACGCUUUCUGGGCGCACGAUUGAAAAGAUGCAGCAACAACAGCAAGCCAUUACAGCCAUGCUUCGCUAUCGCAACACCGAAUUGUGGACCAUCGAUGAAAGUGGAUUAUUGUGUAUAUGGGACGCAUAUGAUAUGCAUAUCAAGGAACAGCGUAUGGUGAUGCCGCGAUCCGUUACGGCGUUGCUGCGUGAUCGUGAUUUAUGGAUGGCUUCAGGUCGUACGUUACAAAUGUUUCCUGAACAUGGCAGCAGCACGCAUCGUGGCGAUCAGGAGGAGGAGAAACGCAUUCGUAUUCCCAAUGAUCUCGGCAAUAUUACGCAAAUGGCUACCAUGUCCCAUCAUCCUGGAAAGGUGUUUGUUGCUCAUGACAAUGGCAAAGUCAGUAUAUGGGAUGCUUUUACACUCGAAAAGCGCGAGACAAUGAUGGUUUCCAUGUAUGGUAUCACUGCCAUGGUCGCUGUGGGCGAGUACUAUCUGUGGAUGGGCUACAACACAGGCAUGAUUUAUGUUUACGACACACGUCCGGAACGUUGGGUGGUGAUCAAGGCAUGGAGAGCACAUCACAGCGCUAUUGUCAGUCUUCAAGUCGAGGAUAUUGGUAUUGCCCUUGGCGAUGAAACUGUGCAGGUGGUCAGUGCCGAUUCACAUGGCUAUGUGGCGUUAUGGGAUGGUCUUUUGCCCGAACAUUGGAAAGAUCACCAAAUGGCCCAAUACAAGCAUGAUUAUUGCACAGAGCGGGAUAUGAAUCUAUUGAUUUGUUCUUGGAAUAUUGAUGCCAACAAACCAGAGAAGCUCUCUGUCAGCGAUGAUCAAAGGAUACGAGAAUGGCUUGCAAGUAUGGAGGAUCCAGAUAUCAUUGUCGUGGGUAUUCAAGAGAUUGUGGAUCUCGAGUCAAAGAAACAAACAGCACGGUCCUUGUUUGCGUCACGUAAAAAGGUGGAUACCUUGCAGGAGGCCAAUGAGCUGCUCACACAUCGAUACAGCCUAUGGCACGACUACCUUGUGCAAUUGAUCUAUGAAACGCAUCCAUACAGUGAAUACACGGUGAUCAAGACCGACCAGCUUGUGGGCCUCUUUAGUUGCAUCUUUGUCAAAACCAGCGAGUUGCGGCAUGUCUCUUUGGUGGAAUCCACUGUGGUCAAAACGGGUCUCAAGGUUAUGCACAAGAGUUUGCAUGGCAACAAGGGUGGUAUCGCUAUUCGUUUUCGUGUUCAAGAUUCGACGUUGUGCUUUGUCAAUUGUCACUUGGCUGCAGGUCAAUCACAUACACAGCAGCGCAAUUCAGAUGCAGAAGGCAUAUUGCAAACAGCUGAAUUCCAUGCAUUUGAAAACAAUGACGCAGGUAUCUUUGCCAAUGGUGGUGAUGGUAGUAUGAUCUUGGACCAUGAACAUUGCUUCUUAUCGGGUGAUCUCAAUUAUCGCAUCAACAUGAGCCGUGAGCGCGUUUUACAACUCCUGGCUGGUUAUGAUCCCGAGCAAAGCUUUGAUGCACUUCAACGUGAAGACCAACUCCUCAAGCAACGCAUGACCAACCCACUCUUCAAGUUACUUUUGUUCAGCGAACCACGCAUUGAUUUCUUGCCGACUUACAAGUAUGAUCCUGGCACGGAUUAUUAUGAUCGAUCUGAAAAGAAACGUGUACCUGCAUGGUGUGAUCGUAUCUUGUACCGAUCUCGUGACGCACACAAUUUGUUUUAUCAGCGACAUGAAGUUCUGGCAUCCGAUCAUAGGCCUAUUAGUAGUGGAUUUGUUAUUCGCAUCAAGCAAGUCGAUCGAUCCAAACAACGUCAAGUGGCUUUUCAUGUCGAUGAAGCUUGGCAUCACCACUAUAGCCGACUGGUUCAAGCCGCCAAGAUUGCUUAUAUUGUGGACUUUGGAUUUAUGGAUCAUGAUACAGCUUCAAAGCAACUAGAGGCAGCUCAAUGGGAUGUUGCUCGUGUCAUGGAUCAAGCAGCCAUGUAA
Messenger RNA from Lichtheimia ornata, 3390 nucleotides. RefSeq lists its product as uncharacterized. The transcript has 3 exons. Gene Ontology annotation, biological process: phosphatidylinositol dephosphorylation. The record is from RefSeq and is a predicted model, not a curated record. NCBI's taxonomy places the organism in Eukaryota, Fungi, Mucoromycota, Mucoromycetes, Mucorales, Lichtheimiaceae. Gene Ontology annotation, molecular function: phosphatidylinositol-4,5-bisphosphate 5-phosphatase activity; protein binding. The coding region runs from base 1 to 3390 and encodes 1129 amino acids.